Molecule: messenger RNA, 774 nt
Organism: Lactuca saligna
Lineage: Eukaryota; Viridiplantae; Streptophyta; Magnoliopsida; Asterales; Asteraceae
Source: the annotation of a GenBank genome assembly
AUGAACUUAACCUUUCUUCUUCUUGCUGGUGAUGGGACCACAAUAGUAGUUCUUCUUGCUGGUGAGUUCUUGAAGGAGGCAAAACCAUUCAUUGAAGACGGGGUCCACCCUCAAAAUUUGAUAAACAUGACAAGGCCCUUAUUACUGGUUACUGCAUUUUUUGACAAAAUGGUUCUCAAGAAAACAAUUAGUGUUGAUGGUGAUCUAAAAAUGGGUGGUUCUGUUGUAUGGGUUGGCCGAUCUUCCAUUGAAGUUCAACUUGGAGUCACUCAGAUAUCAAUCGAUGAAUUGAAGUGGCCUAGUACGGAGAGAAACCAACGACUCCCAAGGGGUGCACCCAUGAGAACACCACAUGUCGCUGAGCAACCUCGGUUCAUGAAGCACAGCAGCAGCUCCACAUCCACUGAGGUUGAUAUUAAGUCUAAACCAGCCAAAAUAAAGGAGCCUAAUCCGGUUGGUAACCAUGGAUCCAAGGGUUCCUCUUCUAAGGUCCCUUCAGAAGGUGAAAACUCGGUUUCUAAGGACAAGAUGAGUGAGGAUCCAGAAAAUGAGAAACCAAAAUUAUUGAUCAGGCUUACUAGAGAAGAGAUUGAAGAAGAUUAUCUUGCAAUGACUGGAAAAAAGCUUCCAAGAAACAAGAUGAGGAGGGACUAUCUAGUGGUAUGGGUCGUAUUGAAUUGCUGCAAUGACAAUUGGCAAAAGGUAUGGGUUGUAUUCAACCCUGGAUUAUUGGAAAAAGGUAUCACGUGGACAAAAAAGCAUAACAAUAAGUAG